GACAAAACGAGAUGUUUUAUGGUUGGAACAUUGAGCAUUUACAUCAACAAAAUCACGCUUAAGUAUGUGAGAACCUAUAAGUACUCUGUAAAAUGACUAUUAUUGCUGUUAUAUAACCGUUGUGAAUUUUGCAGGUCCUCGAAGAUAACGUCAAUACCGCAAGAGAGUUAAAUGCCAUAGCUGGAACCUACAGGGCCUAUUCGGCGAACAGACUUUCAUUUGGAUUGAAUUUUGUUGGGCCAAGUCAUGCUUUUCAAGGAAGCCAUGGGGUGUUUUUCAAAGCAAUCCAGCGGGCAAAGUCUGAGCUGGAGGAAGGAUUAAUACCGGCGGCUGUCGUUGUAUGCAUGAAUUCCAUCCAAACCGCCCGAACUCUGGCCAUUUUAGACGGAAUGGGUCUUGCUGCCCACGACGGAAAGUGCCGACCUUUUGACCAAAGAGCUCAAGGAUACGCUGUGAGCGAUUGCUGUGCGGCGUUUUUCUUGCAAAGAGCGACCGAUGCGCGACGAAAUUGGGCCACCAUAAUCGGCGCCGAUUAUAGAUACUUCGGCAACAAAAAAGGUGGUCUGCUCGAUUUUGACGGACAACCUGCGAAGGAGAUGCUGCGUCAACUCUACGCUGAAUGGAACGUAGACCCUGAAUCUAUAGGGUACAUAGAGGCGGAUGGCUCGGGCAUUAAAGAGCAGGAUCUGGAGGAGGUAGACGUGAUAUCGGAGAUUUUCUGUCAAAACCGAAAGGAGCCUAUGUUGAUUGGGUCUGUGAAAUCGAACAUGGGCCAUGCCCAAUCGGCAGCUUGCGGUGCCGGCAUGGUCAAAGCGCUGAUCGCCCUCAACAAAUCAAGAAUCCCACCAACUAUUCACUGUGAUUCUCCCAUCCCAGAACUAUCACUGAAAGGACUCAAGGUUGUCACAAGCUCAACGGCAUUGGAUAGUGAGUUUGUUGCGGUAAAUGUCAUUGGAAUUGGUGGGCACUUCGGGCACCUGCUUUUACGUAAGAAUUCUAGCAAAACGCCACCCACCAGAAUCACAAAGGAACUCCCCCAACUGUUGGUGAUGUCCGCCCGAUCUGAAAAUGGUAUCAAUACAAUUUUGGAGCAAACAAAGUCCAUAACAGUCACCAGAGAAUUCGCAGAUUUGUUGAAUGGUGUGUUCAGACAAAAUUUACCCCAGCAUCUGCACAGGGGAUACAAAAUCGUAUCAUCGGACGCCGCUAAAGACCGAGCCAAAUCUGAGAGGACAGAUAGUCCUCGGAGACCGAUAUGGUGGGUGUUCAGCGGAAUGGGCUCGCAAUUCAAUGGCAUGGGGAUCCAGCUAAUGCACAUCUCGAUUUUCCGUGACGUCAUCGAAAGAUGUGACAAGGUUCUUGCUCCUUACGGCAUUGACAUCAAGCACAUAUUAACCACCGACGAUGAAAGUAUAUUUGACGAUAUAACCAACUCCUUCGUCGGCAUCACGGCAGUACAGCUCGGGUUGAUUGAAUUGCUGAAAGCCUUGGGAUUAGAGCCGGACCGAAUGAUCGGGCAUUCUUUGGGAGAAUUGGCGUGUGCAAACGCCGACAACUGUAUGACUUUGGAAGAAACUAUUCUGGCAUCAUACAGUCGUGGAAGAGCAUCAAACGAAGCACCUCUCAUCAAAGGGAUGAUGGCUGCCGUAGGAGUAGGAUCAACGGACAUUGCCAAACUCCUACCGGAAUCUAUUGACAUUGCCUGUUUAAACUCGGACACAAGCUGCACCUUGUCGGGCCCUGUGGAAGACGUUGAAAAAUUCGUGGCGGAACUUCAUUCGAAAGGGAUUUUCGCCAAGGCGGUUAAUGUUGGCAACAUUGCAUACCACUCUAGGUACAUACAACCUGCCGGCCCUCUUUUACUGAAGUACUUGCGAGAGGUCCUCCCAGAAAAGAAGAAACUAUCCCGAAAAUGGAUCAGCACAUCCGUGCCCAAAAGUAAAUGGAAUACUGAUCUUGGAUUACAUAGCUCUCCAGAGUACCACACUAACAAUUUACUCAGCCCUGUGCUCUUCGGGCGGGUCCUCAAAUCGGUCCCAAAAGAUGCGAUUCUGAUUGAAAUCGCUCCGCACGGCUUGCUCCAGGCCAUUCUCAAACGGGCGGUCAGGAAUUCAGUCAGCAACGUCCCCCUCACCAACAAAACUUCUCCUGAUGCUCGGAUCUUCCUCCUGGAAGCAAUUGGGCGGUUGCAUAUUCUCGGAUUGGAACCGAACGUCUCAGCACUGUACCCGCCAGUAAUUUAUCCCGUGCCAUCUAGUACACCAACUCUCCAGCCGUUUGUGACGUGGGAUCAUUCACAAAAAUACGGUAAUCUUUGUCAUCUGCCUUUGCAAGCGUCAAAUAUGCUUGACCACUGUGAGCGCGUUACAACGUUGGAAAAUAUCAAAAAAUCUUUGGAAUCUCAUAAAGAUGGUGCCUCUUCAAUCUCACCGCUAUCCUUUUUCUUGGUUGAAAUUUGGAAAAUGUUUGGAGUCACCGACAAGACACGCUAUGCUAAGAUUCCUGUUGCUUUUGAGGAUAUCCAAAUCUACUCGGAACUGAACAUAAAUACGACUGACUCGAGUAAUGUAUACUUAUCAGUCUUGCCGGGAAAAGGGGAUUUUUCCGUGAUGCAGGAGACGAAAAAGACGGAGUCUUCGGUCGAAAGCGAAUUGACGACGCUCAUCUGCGGGAAAAUCCGAGUUUGCGAAAAGGCACCUUCCCUCGGGGGUUUUGCAGAGAAAAUCAGCCAGCAGAUCACGAGCUUGAUCGAAAAAUCCCCAAGCCCUUGCAAAGUGACUGCGGAUUCUUGUGAGCUUCAACUUUGUAACACAGGUGCUUUUGGAGCGAUAAAAUGGAGCUCAAAUUUGGCAGUCAGCCUUAACAGGAUCAUGAGCGUGCAUCGUUUGCAUGAAACCCAUAAAACGGCCAAACCUGUGAAAUUAGCUUCAAUAAGAUUUUUGCAUCUGAACCCGAUGGAAAUCAAAGCCAAUAAGGAAGGUUCAAUGGUCGAAUUUUGCAUGGACAAUCACUUGCGGCGUUUCAAGUGCAACGGCGUUAACUUGGAUUACUUGAAAACAGAAGUUGACGUCAAGGAUGAGCAGUUUGUGGAGAGGAUAAGCUUCGUUCCGUACGGCGAAACCUCUUUCAUGACGGAGGAUGCAUUUCUAGAGGCAUGUCUCCAAGUCAUCCACGAGAACUCCUGGACUCCGAGGACAACCAUGGACAACGCUGUCGUCGUGAAUGUAGUGAAACCAUCACCUGAGCAUGAUACUGAUAGAUUCGUUUGUAUGCUCAAGGAUGCAGCUGAUUCACUUUAUGAUGAACUUAAUAUUGAGCUGAAGUUUAGAGAGCCGACGGAUGAGAUUCCAACCUCAGAGACUCUUUUAUCAGUCAUGUCUGAUGUCAAUGACAACUUGAAACCGAUGUACUUGAAUCAUACUGGGAACACUUUCAUACUCCGUAUUUCCCAUCUUUGGCAAAAGUUUAGUGUACCCAAUGGAUCGAAGGAGAUUUAUGCGGAAAAUCGUGCAGUUAUUUACGAGCAAACUUUCGGCAUAAAGCGACUCACCUUGCUGAAGAAGGUGGGUUCGUUCAAAACUCCGAGUACGUGUCUAGUCACGAAAGACUGGCGUUCAGUUCUAGAGAAACUAAAAUCAGAUGCAACGCGACCCGGAGAUAAAAUUCACCUCGUCAUCGACGGAUCAUCGCUUGCACUUCCACUUUUCCCAAUGAAAGAGGUCUCGAGAGAACUUUUCGAAUAUGACGUCAGGUGUUACCUGGUCUCUCAGUGUAAGAAGUCGGUCCUAACCUCGCUCGAGCGUAUUUACCUGAAACAGAUUGAAAGAGACGUAGCAAUCAAUGUGUUGGUGAAUGGGCGGUGGGGCUGUUAUAGACGGCAGACGAUCCGUGAAACAGCUAUGACUCGCAUUUUCCGUGGAAUGUCACGUAGAAACUCCAAACCAAAGAGCCUUGACGUCCGGUAUAUCAGCCUAGCGGAGACCGACUUCAAAAACUGCAGGGUUGAAAAAACUGUGUUGGAUUAUUCAGCUAUCACAUGCGAAGGAGAUCGUGUGGUAGGCCUUGCCAGUGGUGACGUCAGAACAAGUGAGAUUUCACCAGAUCCUGAACUCCAGUGGAAACUGCCUGUCGGUUUUUCUCUAGAGGGGGGAACCACACUUCCAUAUGCCUUUACAAUGGCAAAUCUCGUAAUGAGAGACCUCCCCGAUCCAGGGGGCGCCAAGAAAACAGUUCUAGUUCAUAGUGGUCAUUCACCCAUCGGGACGACAUGUAUUGCCAUUGCUCUUAGUGAAGGUCACUCAGUUUACACUACUGUUCCAGAUGACACAGCAAAGGAACAAAUCUUGCGGAACUUCCCUCAGAUACCAGAAUCACGGAUAACCGACUACAACAACAAGAACUUCUUCGUUCCGCUGAUGAUCGGGACAGGCGGCCUGGGAGCGGAUCUCAUCAUCAGCGAUCUCCCGCGGGAGCAGAUGAUAGCGUCCUGGCAGUGCAUCGCUCGCAAAGGGUGCUUCGUGAACCUGAACGAGUCAGUCCUGGCGCAUAACGCACCCCUGCCCAUGCGCUACUUCGACGGGAUGACCGCUUUCUACAGCUUCAAGAGCGCCGAUCUCUUGGCGUUCGCCCCCGAGAGGAAGCGACGGCUCCACAAACUGGUCGACGAUUGCCUCAAAACGGGGGGGAUUGUCAAGAUCCCGUAUCGAGCCUUGACGGUGAACGAAACUGACAGUGUCUGUAGUAUAAAUCCUACCCUCGGAGAAAAACUGGUGUUGAAAUUGUUUACCGGUGAGAAACUCAACGAAGACAAAGAACGCUUGAUAGAAAAGUCUGAUUCACAGGAUGACAAAGGGUCUUCGGUCAUUUUCUGUUCAACCAUCCAUGAGACGAGCAGCUUGGUCCAAUGGUUAAUUCAACAAGGUACUAAAAAACUCACGAUCAUAACACUGCAUUCGAACGGUCGCUUGGACAUACCCACAGGCAUUAAGGACUUCUUGCGAAAACAUAAUGUUAUAGUUUCAAUUAUACCAGGAGAGAAAGUUCUGCCACAAAAUGAAUCGGGAGAAAUGUUGCGGAAACUUUUGAUGACUGAGAGAUUUGCCUCAAUUUUCACUGUCUUCUUGGGACAAAACACCACCGUCCUUAACUACAUCAAACAAGCCAUGGAGGAAAUGGAUCAGCAAAUUCCCAUCGUUAAUAUAGAUGGUGAGCCUGGAGUUGGUGCGGUCCCUUCAGGAGUAAUUUCGUUGGUAGUUAAUGAAACUCCUAAUUAUGGAAUGGCUCUUGACCACGCAAUGCUGAGUUCCGACACUUCCUCUGUAUACGUCGUUUCUAACAGGUCAAGACCUCGAAUCAAAAAUCAUACAGAAUCUACUGGGGUUCAAACGGAAAGUAUUACGAACUUCCUUCCCUCUUCUGUGAGAGACAUGGAGGAAAUGGGAAGAGUUUUGGCAUCAAGAGACGCCACCUGCAAUGCUCAAACUGUGGCUAAAUUCAUUCCGACCACAACCCGGGCCCCGCUUCUAUCAAGUAAAUUGCACGCAGACAUUCAGCCUUUGUUCAUCAUCCCAGCUUUCUGCGAAACAGAACUGAGGCCCCUGAUCUCUAAACUCAUGUACCCGUGUUUCGUGGCUCAAAUAAACCCGGAUGCAAAAUCUGUCAAUCAGAUAGCUUCAAGCCUCCUUAAGUCGAUGACGGAAAUCCAAAAAAGUGGGCCCUAUUCAUUGGUGGCCGAGUCGUGGAAUGGUGGAUUAGGGGUGGUCCUCUCACGACUAUUCUCUGAAAUAAACCAAGAGGUCACAUUGUUCCUUCUCCAAGGGUUGCCCGACCGAAUGCAAAGGCUGCUUCCUGCGGAGAGCACUCAAUCCUCUAUCGACCAGUUCCUAGCCAAAGUUCUGUUUCGGGAACUGAAUCAGUCCGACGACAAACUUACGGACACCCGCACUGCCAUAAAUUUAUUACCAGACGACUACAACAAAAUUCAUGUACGGAGAGCUGUUAGAACUAUUCAGAAAACUUUGCGGUUUUCGAUGGAUUACGGAUCCGUAAAUACGCUACAGAGUGAGCUGUUCGUAUUCGAGAUGGCGCAAACGAACAGUCAGUUAACUGACUCAGAUAUCCAACAAAUGUCUGAGAAAACCACGAAAGUCGUUCGCUCAGACAGGAGAACGUUCAAAAAAAUGCUGGCGGACCCUCUCGUGCACUCAACAAUCAACGAAGAAACUCCAUUCCGGUGGAGCUCCCAGUGAUCCGACUCAACGUCAUACCUCGUUUUUGGAACCAUCUCAGUUAUUAAUAUAAUAAGUUAUUCGUUUCGUUUAAAUUUAAGAAUUCCAGCACGACAUUUAAAAUGAGAAUAGCCUAUCGUUAGUGAGACUAGAAAAACCAUUAAUUAUGGUGUGCGAUUUUGCAGACUUCCUGUUGUACAUACUUUACUCUUCCGGGUUGAACAUUUGUCCCCGUUGUUAUAUGAAAUUUAGAGAGAUUUUUCCUAAUACUCGUGGAAAUAUUCUUAGAAAAUUUCAUUCUUGUGAAAAAAUGAAGUAUACGAACAGGAAUGUCUAGACCGCGCAAUCUGAAUCCAUAUCCGUGUAUUUUUAGUGUCAUCAUCGAUGUACUGUCAUUUAUUCUGUAUAGAAAUACGACUUUUGUAAAGUUUUUUUUUAUUAAAAAAGGAAGAAAUAAUUGAUAUUUUUACUGAUUAAAUUUUCUUAAAAACA
Molecule: messenger RNA, 6719 nt
Organism: Bemisia tabaci
Lineage: Eukaryota; Metazoa; Arthropoda; Insecta; Hemiptera; Aleyrodidae
Source: RefSeq, a predicted model, not a curated record